CUGCAGGCAAAAGAGCAGCAAACAACCUCAUUCUAAACUGCUCCUUUGUCGAGCAACGCCCUUUUUUCCCCCUCAGCCGUUUCCAAUUUCCUGUCCAUCUGUCAGCGUUUGGUGGUUUUGAGACAAGAGCGGGGAGCGCCACUCUGCCACAGACUAAGUUAGGUCGGUCUUAAUGGGGCUGAGCCUAUCUAUCCCAUCCCAUCCCAUCCUUCCAGCAACCCAGGAUCACGAUCGGGACAGACAGUCAGGAGGCGAGCAUAUUCAAUCUCUGCCUUUGUUCUCUGUGCUCCUUACUACCUUGGGUGGACCGCAUUAUUCCUCUCGUUCUCUUUAUCCUACCCUUGCCCCGCGCUGAAUGUGCGUUAUCGUCGAAGCCACAGCGCUUGGCUUCAAUCAAAACCGUCUCGACAGACGGGGGACCGCGUCCGCUGCCUCUUGACUGAACAACCGAAACUGUGAGAAGAAUGGGUUCAAAUUUACCUGCACAACCAAACCUCCGAGUUACGAUCAUCGCUGCCGAUGGGUUAUACAAACGAGAUGUGUUCCGCUUUCCGGAUCCUUUCGCCGUGGCGACGGUGGGAGGUGAACAAACACAUACGACUUCUGUGAUCAAGAAGACGCUAAAUCCGUAUUGGAAUGAGAUGUUUGACUUGAGGGUCACGGAAGAUAGCAUAUUGGCGAUCCAGAUAUUUGACCAGAAGAAAUUCAAGAAGAAGGACCAAGGGUUUCUCGGCGUAAUAAACAUUCGAAUUGGAGAUGUGAUUGACCUCGACGUUGGUGACGAUGAGAUGCUCACGCGAGAUCUUAAAAAAUCCAAUGACAACAUGGUUGUUCAUGGAAAACUAAUUAUCAACCUUUCUACCAAUUUAUCGACGCCCAUACCUGCGAACCAAGGUGGGCCGCGUUCCCACGUUUCUACAGCUCCUCCUGCGCCAGCACCUACGCAACACCACCCCCCGGCCCUCACAGCACCGGUAACGCUUCCUGGACCACGCCCAAAUUCAGGUGUUGCAGAAUCUCCCGCUUCAAAUCCGCCUCCUACAUCCCAUUUACAACCCUCAAGAAAUCCCUCCACCGCAACCGCCGUUACAUCCGCAGUACCAGUAAACGGCGGUGGGUCACAGGCUAACGGGAUGCCGAACCAACAUAGGAAUUUGAGUUCCUUUGAGGAUAGCCAGGGAAGACUCCCUGCGGGUUGGGAACGGCGAGAAGACGGUUUAGGUCGAACCUAUUAUGUAGAUCAUAAUACACGGACGACGACAUGGACUCGUCCAUCAGCACACUACAAUGAACAGACGCAGAGGACCCAGCUCGAAGCCAAUAUGCAAAUGGAACGGCGAGCUCAUCAGAACCGGAUGCUACCUGAGGAUCGCACUGGUGCAAAUUCCCCGGAUUCGCAACAAGCUCGCACUCCCCCAUCUGCCAACAAUGCUACAGCAGUGCAGAUGAUGACUACAGGAGCUACCACAGCGGGUUCUGGAGAACUUCCGGCAGGAUGGGAGCAGAGAUAUACUCCCGAAGGCCGUCCAUACUUUGUUGACCAUAACACCAGAACAACAACCUGGGUCGACCCUCGCCGCCAACAAUAUAUCCGUAUUGGCUGGGAAAUGCGCCUGACAAAUACUGCUCGAGUCUACUUUGUGGAUCAUAAUACGAAGACAACUACGUGGGACGAUCCGCGAUUGCCGUCAUCUCUCGAUCAAGGGGUUCCACAGUAUAAACGCGAUUUCCGCCGUAAAUUGAUCUACUUUAGAUCUCAGCCCGCACUAAGAAUCAUGUCCGGCCAGUGCCAUGUCAAGAUACGGCGAAGUGCCAUUUUCGAAGAUUCAUAUGCGGAGAUCAUGCGACAGAGCCCAUCGGACCUUAAGAAACGUUUGAUGAUCAAGUUUGAUGGCGAGGACGGCCUUGAUUAUGGUGGCUUGUCACGUGAAUUUUUCUUCCUUCUUUCUCACGAAAUGUUUAAUCCGUUCUACUGCUUGUUUGAAUAUUCCGCCCACGAUAAUUAUACACUCCAAAUCAACCCACACUCCGGUGUCAACCCAGAGCACCUGAAUUAUUUCAGAUUCAUCGGACGAGUGGUUGGACUUGCGAUUUUCCAUCGACGGUUCUUGGAUUCAUUUUUCAUUGGCGCUUUUUACAAGAUGAUGUUGAGGAAGAAGGUCACGUUGCAGGACAUGGAAGGUGUGGAUGAAGAUUUCCACCGAAAUCUAACAUGGACUUUGGAGAAUGAUAUUGAGGGAGUGUUUGAGUUGACUUUUGCCGUCGACGAUGAACAGUUUGGGGAACAUAAAACAAUCGACCUAAUCCCAAAUGGAAGAGAUAUUGCUGUUACCAAUGAGAAUAAGCGACAAUAUGUUGAGUUGGUCACUGAAUGGAAGAUUCAGAAGAGAGUGGAAGAGCAAUUCAACGCCUUUAUCACCGGAUUUAACGAACUUAUUCCUGCAGAUCUAGUCAAUGUCUUCGAUGAGCGAGAGCUUGAGCUCCUGAUUGGUGGAAUCGCAGAUAUUGAUGUCGAUGAUUGGAAAAAGCAUACCGAUUAUCGUGGAUACCAGGAGCAAGACGAGGUCAUUCAGAACUUCUGGAAAAUUAUACGAACUUGGGAUGCGGAACAAAAGUCGAGAUUGUUGCAGUUUGCCACGGGUACUUCGCGUAUUCCCGUCAACGGGUUCAAAGACCUACAGGGUAGCGAUGGUCCGAGAAGGUUUACGAUUGAGAAGUCGGGAGACAUCAAUGCACUUCCCAAAUCUCACACUUGUUUCAACCGCCUCGACCUUCCACCGUACAAGACAUAUGAAGCACUACAAAACAAACUGUCCAUCGCUGUGGAAGAAACAGUUGGUUUUGGGCAAGAGUAAACUGUCGUACCAUAGCAUCCCUUUUUCUUUGGAUUUGCAACUUAUUAAAGGGUCACUCAUCGCUUCCUCGUUCCUGGGAACUAUUUAUUGGAAUGGGCGAGGAAUUGUUAGUGUCUGCUCGCUUUCCUUUCUCCUAUUUUACGAGUCCAUGUACAGAUAGUAUAUAGAGGCAGUUAGGUCUGUAGUGAGAUCAGGUUUUGAAAGGUCUCCGGUCAAGAUUCAUGCCUUGCUUCCCCUUCCCCCCCCCCGGCAGCCUCUGAGAGCCAUUUGGCCGAACAUGUAUUUUGACAAGUUACUCUAUCCGUUUUACAAUACCGUUCUAGGGCGGUUAUUCAUGGUGUACUAUGAUAAG
Messenger RNA from Coccidioides posadasii C735 delta SOWgp, 3207 nucleotides. NCBI's taxonomy places the organism in Eukaryota, Fungi, Ascomycota, Eurotiomycetes, Onygenales, Onygenaceae. The record is from RefSeq and is a predicted model, not a curated record.